Antechinus flavipes (yellow-footed antechinus) is the source of this 2990-nucleotide messenger RNA. It is a transcript of the gene SLC13A5, whose product is annotated as solute carrier family 13 member 5. The transcript is spliced from 12 exons. Gene Ontology annotation, molecular function: sodium:dicarboxylate symporter activity; succinate transmembrane transporter activity; citrate transmembrane transporter activity. Gene Ontology annotation, biological process: monoatomic anion transmembrane transport; citrate transport. Bases 164 to 1876 code for a protein of 570 amino acids. The record is from RefSeq and is a predicted model, not a curated record. Lineage: Eukaryota; Metazoa; Chordata; Mammalia; Dasyuromorphia; Dasyuridae. Gene Ontology annotation, cellular component: membrane.
CCAAGGCGGGGAGAGAGGGGCCGGGCCGGGCCUGAGCUUCGGGGGAGGGGAUUUCUCCCCUCCCCUCUUCCGCGGGGGCCGGGGGCCUCCCGCAGGCUCUACUUAAGGCGGCGGCUCCCGCAGCCCUCCCUCCCGCUCUUGGCUCUCUCUCCCCCAACCGAAGAUGGCCUCGUUUAGGAGCUGCCUGAAGAAGUUUGGGUCUUUUCUGCUUCUGUUCUUGCCCCCUUUGCUGCUGCUGCCCCUCAUGAUACAGACCCAGUUCAAGCCUGCUGCUUGUGGCUACGUCAUCAUCCUCAUGGCCGUGUACUGGUGCACAGAGGUCAUCCCUCUGGCUGUGACGUCCCUCUUCCCUGCUGUGUUGUUCCCUUUGCUCAAAAUUCUGAACUCCAAAGAGGUAUGUAUCCAGUACAUGAAAGACACCACGAUGCUCUUCCUGGGGGGUCUGGUCGUGGCCGUGGCGGUGGAGCAUUGGAAUGUCCACAAGCGGAUCGCUCUGCGUACCCUCCUCAUUGUUGGCGUCUCUCCUGGCCUCCUAAUGCUGGGCAUCAUGGGGAUCACGGCCUUCCUGUCUAUGUGGAUCAGCAACACAGCCACAACGGCCAUGAUGUUGCCCAUUGUCCAUGCGGUGCUGAGCCAGCUGAAGCUGACGGGCGAGGAGAACACAUCUCCCCCACCCAGUAUCGAACUCUUGGAUAAAGGAGAGCAAGAAGUCCAAGGGGAAAAUGUGGUUUCCCAUGUCAAAAGCAGGGAGACAACAGCAAAAGAUAAAAAUACGUGCAAGGCACUGACACUAUGUGUGUGCUAUGCGGCCAGCAUCGGAGGCACGGCGACUCUGACCGGGACUGGGCCCAAUGUGGUGCUAUCAGGACAGAUGGCCACGUUGUUCCCAGAAAACAAUGAUAUUGUCAAUUUUGCUUCCUGGCUCGGCUUUGCCUUCCCCACCAUGAUUCUGAUGCUCUUCCUUUCCUGGAUCUGGCUCCAGUGUGUGUUCCUGGGUGUCAAUUUGAAAAGAAACCUGGGCAUCGGGAUAGAGCGGACUCCGCAGGAGAAGGCCUUCUACCUGCUGCUGAAGGAGGAGUACCAGAAGCUGGGCCCCCCCUCUUACGGCGAGAUCAACGUGUUCAUCGCCUUCCUCUUCCUGAUCCUGCUCUGGCUGUUCCGGGACCCCGGCUUCAUGCCCGGCUGGCAGUCCAUUUACUGGGAGCAGGAGAACGUAACGUACGUGUCCGACGGCACCGUGGCAGUCCUUAUCUGCAUCCUGAUGUUCAUCCUUCCAUCCCAGAAGUUGAAGUUCAAUUUCCGAAGUCAGACUGAAGAAGAGUGGAAAGUCCCAUUCUACCCACCCCCCCUGCUGACCUGGAAGGUGGUCCAGGAAAAACUGCCCUGGGGCGUGGUGCUGCUGCUGGGGGGGGGCUUCGCCUUGGCCAAAGGAUGCGAGACCUCGGGGCUGUCCAAGUGGCUGGGGAGCAAGAUGGAGCCUCUGAAGGUCCUGCCCCCGACGGCGCUGGUCCUGUUGCUCUCGGCUUUAAUCGCCAUCUUCACUGAGUACAUGAGCAACGUUGCCACGGCCACUCUCUUCCUGCCCAUCUUUGCCACCAUGGCCCAGAACAUUCAGCUCAAUCCCCUGUUCAUCAUGCUCCCCUGCACCCUGAGCUGUUCCUUCGCCUUCAUGCUGCCUGUGGCUACGCCUCCAAAUGCCAUCGUGUUCUCCUAUGGCCACCUGAGGGUCUCGGACAUGGUGAAAGCGGGCUUCGUGAUGAACAUAAUCGCCUUGAUCUGUGUCUUUCUGACCGUCAACACUUGGGGCCGGUUCUUGUUUGACCUGGAGAAUUUUCCGAGCUGGGCAAACGCAACACAGAGCAGCAGCAAAGCCUAAGGGUUUGGCAGUGGGGGGGGCAGGGGAGGGGGAGGGGAGGGGGUAGCAGGGUCCCCAGCCUGUGCCCGGGGCCAGAAGGACUUGAGGUGGCUGUCCUACUUCUGGGCAGCUCCGCCACUGAGGCCGUGGCUCCGUGGGGCCAGAGCCCUCAUGGCCCCUCAGGACAGCCUUGUCUAUAUCUGGAGCGAAGAGAGGGCUUGUCCCACCAGGCAGAAGACUUCAGAGACUGUCUGAGAGACUAGCAAUGACCCCCACGAGAUUGAAGGAGGGCAGUCACCCUUCCCAGCAUCUACUUCUUCUCUGGUGGGCCAAAAGGCCCAGAAGCUUCCCUGUGCUGCAGACCCCACUGGGGCUUUUGGGUGCAGUAGCAGGCUCUCCUGAGGCUUGGGUGGGCUCCCUGUCCGUCUGCCCCUUGGGUCGGUGAAGGAGCAGGGACUCAUUCCCCAGCCGAGGGAACACCAGACAGGAGCACCGAGAGCCUCCUUGCACUGACUCUCGGAGGAUUCUUCCAGAAGGAGGAUCCAGGAAGCCUCCUCCAGUGUCUGGCGAGGGCCACACAAGCCAUCCCCCUUUCCCGGGCUCUUGUGGGGAAGGAGCCUCAAACAGCAGACCCGAGCCCCAGCUCCCCCCCUGCCCCUGCUCCCAGGCCCCAGCUAGAAGGUGCAGGCGCUCCGAAAUGAUGCAGACAGAAAAAGCUCUUCAGCCUGGCCAGCAUCUCCCGCGAGUGGGGAGGUCUUCGCCUCUUCCAGGCCGAGACAAGGCUGACUCCUCAGCACUCGGUCAGCGGCUCCUGCUCCGGCUCAGAAGAUCCCGGGCCCCUGGAGCUGACUCUGGGACAGGAAUGCAGGUGGAGGAGGUGAUUGGUCCACUUCCAAGGGGCAUAAACAGCCCCCGUGGGCAGAGCGGGGUCCUCCCCUCUCUAUUCAGCCUCAGUCAGGCGGCUGGUCUGGGGCCUGAGUCCCAGAACCCAGUUGGCACAAGAGGCAUGAGACUCGAGGAAGCAGCUGCCUGUUUCUGCCUAGAGUCUGGGUGGCAAACAGCCCUAGAUAUGUGCUGGAGAACAAACCAAAAUGCCUUCGCCUGUCCCGAGAAUAAAGUCGUCAGGCUGAAGAGA